AUGUUUGUCUACAAAGUGCUUGCAGCGCUCCUACUGGCCGCCACAGCGGCAGCGGUGCAUCAGCCACAUGGUGAGGAACGAAGGCAGAAGUUGCUCCGCACUGGCUCCAAGCACAUAAGGCGACAUCGGCGAGAAGCUUCCGUGGAUGCCUUGGGCAGGGUGGAGACCUCGGACAGUCUGGAUGCUCGAAGGAGGAAAGGGCACCUUGUCCUCGCUGAGCGCGCGGUGCCGUCCCCAAGUCCCGCCACCAAGGGCGACACGAAGGUCACAAAUGAUGCAAAGCAAGAGAGCGCGGCGGCGAAAGCAGAAACAGCAGAUGGCAGCGGGAAAGAUGUGAGCCCGUUUGAUGAGAGCAAGCCGGUCUCCUGCCACAAGGAGGACAAUAAGACCGUCUGCGAACAAGGUGGCGUGCCCAUGAAGCCCUGGAAGUGCGCGGAAGGGCAAAGCAUUUGCUGCAAUCCGCGCAUGAAAGAGUCCUACUACCUCCGGUGUGUUGCUAGGGAGUGCUACAAGGUCCGUGACGAAGCUUGA
Symbiodinium natans is the source of this 531-nucleotide messenger RNA. Lineage: Eukaryota; Dinophyceae; Suessiales; Symbiodiniaceae. The record is from the annotation of a GenBank genome assembly.